This is a messenger RNA of Didymodactylos carnosus, 216 nucleotides long. The record is from the annotation of a GenBank genome assembly. Lineage: Eukaryota; Metazoa; Rotifera; Eurotatoria; Philodinida; Philodinidae.
AUGGGUUAUGACAAUCGUUUUAAAUCAUUGAAUCGUUUACAGAGUGCCCCAUCUUCUUUGGCUGGUCAACAUCAACCAAAUGCUGUUGAAAAACAAUUAGCUAAAGAGAUGGCUGGCGAUUUACAAUCUCGAGAAUGGGUUGACGAUUCUGUAUCGAAUUUAACUUAUCAUACACUUAGACAUAUGCAUGUUAGAGGUGGCAAAGGUGAAAUAUGA